This is a messenger RNA of Pyricularia pennisetigena, 2325 nucleotides long. RefSeq lists its product as uncharacterized. The transcript has 3 exons. Bases 1 to 2325 code for a protein of 774 amino acids. Gene Ontology annotation, molecular function: dolichyl-phosphate-mannose-protein mannosyltransferase activity. Gene Ontology annotation, cellular component: membrane; endoplasmic reticulum. Gene Ontology annotation, biological process: protein O-linked glycosylation via mannose. NCBI's taxonomy places the organism in Eukaryota, Fungi, Ascomycota, Sordariomycetes, Magnaporthales, Pyriculariaceae. The record is from RefSeq and is a predicted model, not a curated record.
AUGGCCUCGUCGCCCGCGACGCCGCAAGGGUCGUUGCGCCAGCGCAAUGUCCCCGGCGCAAACAAGAAGAACGAGGAGAAGAGCUCCCAGCCUAUGGACCUCAAUGAUAUAAAGAAGGCUGCAAAGGGUCAGCCCGUUGGUCCCGAGCGCGACCACCAGGCUGCCUUCACCAUCAUGACCGUCUUGGCAUUCAUCACCCGUUUCUGGGGCAUCAGCCAUCCUAAUGAAGUCGUGUUUGACGAGGUUCACUUUGGAAAGUUUGCCUCGUACUACCUCCAAAAGACGUACUUUUUCGAUGUCCAUCCUCCAUUCGGCAAGCUCCUCUUCGCAUUUAUGGGAUGGCUUGUGGGCUACGACGGCCAUUUCCACUUCGACAACAUUGGUGAUUCGUACAUCGUCAACAAGGUCCCUUAUGUCGCCUUCCGCUCGCUGCCGGCCUUGCUUGGGGCCUUGACCGUAUCCGUCGUCUAUCUGAUCAUGUGGGAGUCCGGUUACAGUGUGCCGGCAUGCAUCCUUGCCGCUGGUUUGGUUCUGUUUGACAAUGCCCACAUUGGCCAGACCCGCCUUAUCCUUCUCGACGCCACCUUGGUCUUUGCCUUUGCCUGCAGCUUGCUCUGCUACAUCAAGUUCUACAAGAUGCGCCACGAGCCAUUUUCCAGGAAGUGGUGGAAGUGGCUUAUCCUGACCGGCUUUGCGCUUUCAUGUGAUAUCUCCACCAAGUACGUUGGUGUUUUUGCCUUCAUCAGCAUCGGCUCGGCCGUCGUCAUCGACCUGUGGGACCUUUUGGACGUCAAGCGCAAGGACGGUGGGCUCAGCCUGCCUACAUGGACCAAGCACUUUGCUGCCCGCGCAUUUGGUCUCAUCAUAAUGCCCUUCAUCUUUUAUCUCUUCUGGUUCCAGGUUCACUUUGCCGUGCUCACGAGGUCGGGCCCUGGUGACGACUUUAUGACGCCCGAGUUCCAGGAGACCCUGAGUGAUAACGUUAUGCUGGCCAACGCCGUCACCAUCAACUACUACGACACCAUCACACUGAGGCACAAGGAGACCAAGACGUACCUUCACAGCCACCCGGACAGGUACCCUCUCCGCUACGACGAUGGCCGUGUUUCUAGCCAGGGUCAGCAGGUGACUGGCUACCCAUUCAACGACACCAACAACUACUGGCAGAUCCUACCCAUGAACGAUGACAAGCAGGAGGGUCGUGUUGUGAGGCACCAGGACCUCGUCCGUCUCCGCCAUCUCGGAACCGACACCAUUCUUCUUUCCCACGAUGUCGCCUCCCCCUACUACCCCACCAACCAGGAGUUCACCACAUGCUCAAUCGCGGAUGCAUAUGGUGCCAGAUCCAAGGACACGUUGUUUGAGGUCAGAUUUGAGAAUGGAAAGCCUGGUCAGGAGUUCAAGAGCGUCGCCUCGCACUUUAAGCUCAUCCACAACCCAAGCAAAGUAGCCAUGUGGACACACACCACUCCGCUGCCCGAGUGGGGUCACAAGCAACAGGAGAUCAACGGCAACAAGCAAGUCACCGUCAGCUCCAACGUGUGGUUCGUCGAGGAUAUCCCGUCACUUGAGCCUGACCACCCCCGUCGCGCAAAGGUUGAGAAGAAGAUCAGGCAUAUGCCCUUCCUCCAGAAAUGGUUCGAACUGCAGCGCUCCAUGUUCUGGCACAACAGCCGCCUCACCAGCAGCCACCCUUACGCCUCGCUGCCCUACCAGUGGCCAUUCUUGCUUCGUGGUGUCAGCUUCUGGACGCAGAACGACACACGCCAGCAAAUAUACUUUCUGGGCAACCCGAUAGGAUGGUGGUUGGCCAGCAGCUUGCUCGCCGUGUAUAUUGGCAUCAUUGCUGCGGACCAGUUCUCGCUCCGCCGUGGUGUGGAUGCGCUUGAUCAUCGCUCGCGCUCUCGUCUGUACAACUCAACCGGUUUCUUCUUCUUGUCAUGGGCGACACACUACGUCCCAUUCUAUGUCAUGGGUCGUCAGCUUUUCCUUCACCAUUACCUCCCCUCGCACCUUGCGUCCUGCCUGGUGACGGGCGCGCUGAUCGAAUUCAUCUGCAACUCUGACCCGAUGGAUGGCGACGACGUCCCCCCUCGCAGCGGUAAGAAGGCUGUUGCCGUCAAGCCCAAGCGCCACAUCACGGCGGGCGAGAGGUUUGCGGGCAAGAGCUUGACGGUCACGUGGGCCGUCUGCAUGGGUAUUCUCGCCAUGGUCAUCGCCGGCUGGUACUUCUUCCUGCCGCUCACGUACGGAUACCCUGGCCUGUCUGUCGACCAGGUCCUCAGGCGCAAGUGGCUCGGCUACGACUUGCACUUUGCUAAAUAG